Messenger RNA from Coffea eugenioides, 501 nucleotides. RefSeq lists its product as uncharacterized. The transcript has a single exon. The record is from RefSeq and is a predicted model, not a curated record. Bases 1 to 501 code for a protein of 166 amino acids. NCBI's taxonomy places the organism in Eukaryota, Viridiplantae, Streptophyta, Magnoliopsida, Gentianales, Rubiaceae. Gene Ontology annotation, molecular function: RNA-DNA hybrid ribonuclease activity; nucleic acid binding.
AUGGGUGCCGCUAGGCUAUUUAAGCCGGCUCACUUCAGAGGAGACCGAGAUUGCUCUUGGGCUUCGUUGCCGGUUAGUGCCUCGACUAGCAUUCGGUUAUCAUCAAUCUCUUGGAGGAAGCCUCCACGUGAUGCGGUCAAACUAAAUACGGAUGCAAGUGUAGUUGCCUCUUGUGCAACGGGAGAAGGAUUGCUACGGACCUUUGAGGGUAAGCUGGUUUUUGCUUUCUACAAAGAGUUUGGCGAUGUAGAUGUCUUGAUGGCUGAGGCACUCGUCUUGGUUGCUGGCUUACAAUGUUGCCGCUACAGAAACUUCAAGCAGAUUUUGGUGGAAGCUGACUCCUGUUCGUUGGUUUGCCUUGUCAAUUCUGACAAGGUUGCUAAAUGGCCUCCUUGUCAGGUUGUGCGGCACGUUCGCGUUCUUCUCCAGGAUCUGAACUCUACAUUGUCACCCGUUUUCCGUGAAACCAACUCCGCGGCUGAUGCCUUAGCUACUGCGUAA